Molecule: messenger RNA, 1296 nt
Organism: Chanos chanos (milkfish)
Lineage: Eukaryota; Metazoa; Chordata; Actinopteri; Gonorynchiformes; Chanidae
Gene: phf24
Product: PHD finger protein 24
Exons: 8
Coding region: 1-1296 (431 amino acids)
Cellular component (GO): cytoplasm; nucleus
Molecular function (GO): calcium ion binding; transcription corepressor activity
Source: RefSeq, a predicted model, not a curated record
AUGGGCGUGCUAAUGUCCAAGAAACAGCAGGUGGAGAGGGUGCAGAAGUGUAGUGCUGUGGUGUCGGCCUUUAAGGAAGGACUGAAGGACCGACCCGCUGCCUCUGCGGCUGCGCAGGCGGAGGGCUCCGCAGACGCCGCAGACGUCCCCGCGGAAGCGUCUGACGAGCAGCUCAGCGAAGACAGGUCCGACGGGCAGAAAGGGCAGGACAGCAAACCGGGGCCGUCCUCGGCUCAGCAAGCCUCCGCCCCGGCCCCGCACAGGGAGGAGUGCAAGAUCAACCAGGAGGCGUGGUCCCGUCUCCGUGACGGCAAAGGGGUGGAGCCGGAAGAGCUGGAGAAGGUGCAUCAGCUCACGCCCCCUGCCUUUGUCCGGCCGAAGAGAGAGGUGGACGAUGACCAGCCGUUAAAAGUGUCUCUCACGGAAAAAGACGAGCCGGUGAAUGAUGAGAUGUGUGAGGUGUGUGAGGUGUGGACGGCGGACGACCUGUUUCCGUGUCGAACGUGCACGAGGGUCUUCCAUGACGGCUGUCUGAGAGAGAUGGGCUAUCUCAGCACAGAGGCCCUGCAGGAGAUGAGGGAGACCGCCCAUACCACCACCGGCUGGAGCUGCUACUACUGUGACAACGUGAACUUGCUCCUCACUGAGGAGGAGAUGUACAGUCUUAUGGAGACCUUCAAGCAAUGCAAGAUCAUUCCAGAGACUUGUCUGGUGUCUGACGAACUCCUGCAGUACAGGCACUUUGUGUCUAAGCAGCUGUUUGAGAAGGACUUGACUGACGAGCAGGAGGAAGAGGUUCUGGCCCAGUUUGCAGCCCUCGACCCGGAAAAGCGCGGUCAGAUCGAGUGGUCCGACUUCCUCUACCACGAGUCUCUGUCCGUGCUGCAGAAGUUUCGCACGGAGAACUCGCUGGUGCGGCUGCUGACGGCCAAGGAGAGGGACAGAGCCAGGGCCGUGUUUCUGAGUCUGGAUCAGGACAAAGACGGACUCAUCACCGGAGCCGAGUCCAGACGAGCUCAGACGUCCUGGUUUCACAAGCUUAGCAAAGAGUCACAGUCCUGCAACGUCAGACUGAUGGGCUUGUGUUCUCCAGUCUUAAAUAUGAGUAUCAGUCAUGUUGGGCCCAUAUCAGAGAGCAGCCCUGCCAGCUCCAGCAGCGAGAGAAGCAGAGAUAAGACCAUGGAAAAAGAUGAUAACAGACAGGUGGACUGGGACACGUUCCUGAGGGAGAGCGCCAUCUACGUCCUGGCUGCUCGACCCAACAGCCCAGCCAUGCACAUCCGCCUGCCGCUGUAA